AUAUAUAAACCAAGUCCUCUUCUUCUUCUUUUCCGCCUGCUCCCAGCAUUGCGUUACCCUCCCAUCUCCUCUCCGCUACCAGAAAGAGAGAGAGAAAUAUACAAAAACGCGAGAGGUUACUCCAAAACCAGACGCAAUCUCAUCACAUAUGCAUGUUUGAUUGUUCCAGUUGAGAAGAAAGAAGAGAUGAAGAGAGAUAGAGAAACGAGAACCAAUAAGGGGGGAUUAACCACAAGUGACGCCCUGCAUUACCUCAGAACUGUGAGGACCAUUUUUCAUGACAAUGUAGGCAAGUAUGAGACUUUCCUUGAGAUCAUGAGGGACUUUAAAGCUCAGAGAGUCGACACUGCUGGUGUCAUAGAUAGAAUUAAAGAUUUGUUCAGGGGGUACAACGACCUACUCUUGGGUUUUAAUACUUUCUUGCCCAAAGACCAUACAAUAACCCUUUCCCCUGAGGAAGAGAAGCCUAAGACCAAGGUGGAUUUCAAAGAUGCUAUCAGUUUUGUCACCAAGAUCAAGGCGAGGUUCGGUGGUGAUGAACAUGCCUAUAAAAGUUUUCUAGACAUCUUGAACAUGUACCGAAAGGACAAAAAGUCCAUCACUGAUGUCUACAAAGAGGUUACUUUGCUGUUCAAGGGUCAUGAAGAUCUGCUGGUGGAGUUCGUUAAUUUCUUACCUAGCUGUUCAGAAUCUACUUCUGGGAAGAAUGCAGCACCGCUCCAGAAGAGAAUAAAACGAGAGCGUAAGGUCGAAGAUGAGUCUGAACACUCUGACCAACGCGAAGAUGGUGACGAGAACCUUGUCGCUUUCCCCGCUGACUCCCUUGUUAAAAAAGAAGGCCAUCGAAGCCAUUUGAAGGCGGAGGACAAUGGGGGAACUCGAGAUCAUGAAGAGAGUGAAAGAGAUACAGAUAGAACUGACAAAAGUGCAGCGGCUGGCAGUAAUGAUAUUGGAAAUCAAAAGAGUCCACUAUCUGCUUCAAAGUAUGUGGGAACACCUAUAAAUGAACUUGAUCUUUCCGAGUGCGUUCAGUGUACACCAAGUUAUCGGCGCCUUCCAAAGGAUUAUCCAGUUGAGAUUCCAAGGUACAGAAAUGCACUUGGUAAAAAGAUACUUAAUGACCACCUAGUAUCCGUCACCUCAGGGAGUGAAGAUUACUCGUUCAGUCAUAUGCGCAAAAACCAGUACGAGGAAAGCUUGUUUCGGUGUGAGGAUGACAGGUAUGAGAUGGACAUGUUACUAGGAUCCGUAAGUUCAGCUAUCAUACACGUGGAGAUUCUUCUGGAAAAGAUCAACAGCAAUUCAAUCUCAACGGACACUACGAUAUGCAUUGAAAAGCACUUAUCAGCUAUGAACUUACGAUGCAUUGAGCGUUUAUACGGUGAUAAUGGGCUUGAUGUCAUGGAUCUUCUGAAGAAGAAUAUGCAUAGCGCUUUACCGGUGAUACUAACGCGCUUGAAGCAGAAGCAAGAAGAAUGGGCAAGGUGCCACUCUGAUUUUCAGAAAGUUUGGGCUGAAGUGUAUGCCAAGAAUCACCAUAAGUCACUGGAUCAUCGUAGUUUCUAUUUCAAGCAGCAGGACGCCAAGAACUUGAGCACAAAAUAUUUAGUGGCAGAGAUAAAAGAUAUCAGCGAGAAAAAGCAUCAAGAAGAUCUGCUUCAAGCUAUCUCUGUCAGAACUAUACCUUCAUUUACUCCAGACUUGGAGUUCAACUAUUGUGAUACACAAAUUCAUGAAGAGCUGUAUCUGUUAAUCAAGUACUACUGUGAAGAAUUGUGUGCGACGGAACAAGCAGAUAGGGUAAUGAAGCUGUGGACAACCUUUUUGGAGCCCAUGUUCGGCAUUCUUUCGAGGAAUCAAGGUAACCUGGCGAUGGACGAGAAGUUAAAAAGCAACAACGAAGAAUUGCAUGAUGCAAGUGUUGCAGUGAAGGACAGCGCUUCUGGGUCGAACCGUAAACAUCCUAGAUCACAGGAAAAGCUGAAGAAGAAUAAGCCAGCAGUGCAAGGCAGCUCUCCUGUGAAAGAUGUGUCUACCAGUAUAGUGAAAACAGUUAAGCACGAUAAACUGCAAGAUGAUGAAGCUAUGGCUAAUGAGGUUAUCCAGUCGUUCAAGCAGGUGUCCCCAAGAAACGACCAGAUAACUGAAAAUGUAGAGGUUCGCAAGGUGAACGAAGUAUCAGCCGAAAAGCAUGAGGUUGAGCGAGAAGAGGGUGAGUUAUCUCCCACCGGCAAUAGUGAGGUGGCUAAUGGACCCGAAGGUGAAGAUCGAUCCUUCGCAUUUUCAGAAAGGUUUCUGAAAACUGUAAAACCUGUUGCCAAGCAUGUGCAUGGGCCAUUGAAAGCUAGUGAAACUGGCUCUCAGAAUGAUUCUCGAGUUUUCUACGGGAAUGAUUCCUGUUAUGUUCUAUUUAGGCUUCAUCAGAUGUUGUACGAGAGGAUGCAAUCAGCAAAGAAACAGGCAGAAAAGAAGGGGAAGGCUCCAGAUAACACAACUCCUGAUCCUUAUUCAAGGUUCAUGGAUGCACUCUUUAAUUUACUUGACGGCUCUAGUGACAAUACAAAGUAUGAAGAUGAGUGCCGCUCUGCUUUUGGAGCACAGUCAUAUGUUCUUUUCACAUUGGACAAGCUAGUUCAGAAGCUUGUUAAGCAUCUCCAUGCGGUUGCAGCUGAUGAGACAGACACCAAGCUUGUUCAACUAUACGCAUAUGAGAACUGCAGAAAAAAGGGAAGAUUCCUUGAUCCAUUGUAUCAUGACAAUGCACGUGCCCUUCUCCAUGAGGCAAACAUAUACCGGAUCAGAUAUUCGUCGACAAAAGCCAGUCUCUCAAUUCAGCUUAUGAACAGUCAUCCUGAAGUAACAGGUGCAGCGAUGGAGCCAGGUUUUGCCGAAUAUCUACAAAAUAAUUAUCUGACAUCCGUCAAUGAUGAAGAGAAUCACGGAGUGUUUCUGAAAAGGAACAAGGAGAAACUCAUCGGUAUAGAUGAAUCUUCGGGGAAGCUUGCUGCAAUGGAAGGAUUAAAUGUUAUAAAUGGGAUCGAAUUCAAGAUGGCUUGCAGUACUUCGAAGGUGAAGUAUAUAGCAAACACGUCAGAUCUUUUGUACAGAAGCAAGCAGAGGAAAGAGAAUCCAGUGGGACAGAGGCUUAAAAGAGUGAGCGAAAUCUCAAAGCAGAGGAGAAUAUCGCGGUUUCACAUUAUGCUCAACUGCAAAAUUAUGUCCUUGCCGUCUCUAUAAAACUCGUGGCUAGCGUUGAGGUUCUUAGUUGCAAAGGUUCUUUGACUCUUAGAGAUUGUGCAAAGGUUUGGUGGUGUGUAGUAUGAUCAUAUCAUCAUAUGGCUCACGCCACCUUUUUUUUUGUUUCCUCCAGUUUUGGACCUUUUGGUGUAUAGUUCUUAUCAGAAUAUAUAUUGUAUGAUACAAAAGUUUGCAACAUCGGGGAGUCGUAUUUUCUUCAAUCAACAAGUACUUCAUUUCA
This is a messenger RNA of Raphanus sativus (radish), 3478 nucleotides long. Its product is annotated as paired amphipathic helix protein Sin3-like 6. Bases 187 to 3237 code for a protein of 1016 amino acids. The record is from RefSeq and is a predicted model, not a curated record. Lineage: Eukaryota; Viridiplantae; Streptophyta; Magnoliopsida; Brassicales; Brassicaceae. The transcript has 20 exons. Gene Ontology annotation, biological process: negative regulation of transcription by RNA polymerase II. Gene Ontology annotation, cellular component: histone deacetylase complex; chromatin. Gene Ontology annotation, molecular function: transcription corepressor activity.